UCCGCUGACACGCCCAUAAGGGGUUGAAGCGCCGGGCUUUACCGACCGCACUCGAGACGCCGCAAUAUACCAGACAGAUUCCUAAGGUGCUUCUUAGUCUUUAAGUGAUUUUCGAGAUAGAUAGCAAGCUAAAAAGGAACGAAUAACGGAAUUUCCUCCUAUUGCAGACUGUAAGCUGAGGAGGGUAUUGGAGGCGAGCAGUGAACACGAGCCAGUAUGCAGAAUCUAAGGCUGCUCAUCUUAAGUGUGCUGUUUUAUUCAGCAUUCUCUGCAACUCUGAAAGCCCAAGAGAAGUCGCGGACUCUGUUUUCUAGGGAAGAUUUCUACAUCCUUGUGCCAGCCGAUGGAGCUGACGUGACGUUCAGGCCUUCGGUUGUCCAAGGUCUUGAGAAGCCUCUGAUGAGUUCUGGAAAGGUGGUGGAUCCCCGUGCCAAACUCAACUCUGCUUCGAGCCACCUGAUCCUGGAGAAUGUUGGAGAAAGUGAUGAAGGAGUCUACACCAUCACAUCUAACCAAAAUCCAGAGGACGUUACACGCAUCACACUCUAUGUUAGAGAUUGCUCUAAUGAGGAAAUCAUUAAGUACGGCUUAGAUUUUCAUGUAUUGCUGCAAAAUAUCUCGGAGCCUGUGCGUGUGGGCUUUCGCCAUAGCACCGUGGAGGCCAAUCAGACGUCAUUGCCAGCCGUUGAACUGCUGAAUGCUGAUGGAACGCUCAAGGAGAAUUAUCAGGACCGCGCUGAGAUCACUCCUCAAAAGUUCACUUUGCGUGCCGUUACAGGGGCUGAUGAAGGCAGUUACACCUUUAGUGAUUCCAUUGGGAAAGUUCAGAAGAAGAUCUGCCUGAACGUGAUAGCACAUCAGAUAUUUGCGACCGUUUCAUACGGUGGCACUCUAAAAAUCAACCUGCACAUGAAUAGCUCUUUAGCUCGCCUAAUGUACAUCCCUCAGUCUGAUAAACAUAAGUAUUUGAUUAUGGAUUACGGAGAGCUCAGCCUGCCUCCUAACGUGGAUCUUGAGGGUCGUCUGUCUUCGGAGGAUUCUUUGUGUCUUCUGACGGAUGUGAGGGCCAGUGAUGCUGGAGUUUUCAGUGUGACUGACCAUCAGGGAUUCCUGGUGUCUGAUGUCCACCUGGAGAUAGAACCAUACAGGCUUCCAAAACUCUACAUUGCCAUAAUUUCUCUGGUAGCAUUGUUGGUGUUGCUGCUGUUGGUGUGCUUGGUGUCAUGUUUGGUGAAAAUACGCAAACGUGCAGCAAAGGCCAGAGCUAUUGAGGAGAAAGCCCAGAAUGCAGGCAAAGUGGAGGGAGAUGCCUUCAGACAGGUUGUCAAAGAUGCAUGUACCCAUCAGAAUGAGGAAGCCCCGGCCCUGUCACAGAAAGAAGACAUCACUGAGAAAUCACAGAGCACAGAGGUCAGCAUUAAGGGUUUGGAGGUGUCUACUAAAGACCCAAGUCUUCAAGAGAGGAACAUGGAGACCAGUGACUCUGGAGUGGGAUUCAAUACCACUGGGCUCCCCCUUGACAGUGACACUGAUGCCCCAACAGCAGCCAUGGCAGAUUCUGAUGUAUUGAGUUCCUCUGCUGCCCCCGAUGUCAAAGCUGUUCCCAGCCAAGCUCUAGAGUCAAAGACAGCCCCCUCACCUCCAAAACCAGCACCAACCACUGAUUUGAAACCAGCACCUUUGGCCAAGUCGACUGCUCCUCCACCACCUUCUCCCGAACCCAAACCACCAGUAACGCCUGAACCUGAACCCAAGCCUGCGGUCACACCAACACCUGAACCCAAACCCGCUGCUACACCUGAACCAAAAAUGACCAUCUCACCACCACCUGAAACAAAACCGACCUUGAGCCCAUCACCAGAACCCAAGCACCCUGUGACACCUGAUCAGAAACCAACAACUGAAGUUAAACCUAUUCCAAGUCCAACCCCUGAACCUCCAAAAGCAGUAACACCAACUCCUGAUGCAAAACCAGCUGUUACUCCUGAUGCCAAACCAGCAGUUUCACCUUCUCCUGAACCCACACAAGUGAAAGUUGGCACUCCUGAACAGAAACCCGCUGCGAGCCCAACACCUGAUCCCAAGACUCCGGAUCCUAAAGUGGUUUCUCCUGAGCCUAAACCAAGUUCACCUACUCCACAGUCUAAACCACCAGUCUCACAGAUUCUCGACUCAAAACCAACCACAAAUGGUACUCCUGAAUCCAAGGCUGACAUCAUGUCAGAGCCAAGUGCACCCAUAUCUCCUGGGCUGGAUGUGAAGGGCACCACCCCUCCCAAAACACCUGAUACUGGGAAAAGCUCAGUUAAAACUCCUGAGCUCAUCUCCAGUGGAGGUCUAGACUCGGCUGCCCCCAAUGACAGUGCACCACCUUCAAGCACUGAUGGAGCUGCCACCAACUGAGAUUAAAACCAUAGCCCUAUUCCUGCCUCCUCCUAGUGUAUUAACCACCACAGACAAUCCAGACACUAGACUAAACAACAAAGAAGAGCUAAAUGACUUUCUAAGGGGGUGGGUUACUCAGUCUUUUGAGUCUCACUUUUAAUACCAUUAACAUGCAUCAAUAGAAAGAUCCACUGUAAAUCCACUCAGUUUACUAAUAUGUAAUCACCCUGUAGCAGAGUUUGAGAAAAGAAUCAUUUCCAAGCUUACACCUCUGGCUAAUCUAAUACAGAAUGAGGGAGGCUGUCUGGGAUAUUACAAGCAAGUGUACAAAGACAAAUCUCCCUUCACAGAAAUAAUACAUCACUGCAUGAAGAUAUUGAGAAAAUAAAUUAUAUUAUCGGUUCCGUAAUCCAAGUUAUUGUGGUUGAAUUUGGGGAAAGGCACAUAGGAACAUGGGACAUUAAUCAUUUUCAUUCUUUAUGAGAUCAUUUCUGCUCCAUUUCGACCAGUUGGAGAUCCAAAUAUCUGGACUGAUACUGUCAGAGGACUGGAAAAGUGGAAAAAUCAUGUAUCACUUUGACCCAUGCAAGUCAACAUGUCAUUUUGACAAGUGAGAUGAAUGAGGAAACUACAGAAGUGCAAAGCAGAAGGAAGAAAUACAAUUUGACCAAAAAAAAAGAAUAAAUCCUUUCGUAGACUAAUCUGUGACUGUGUGCCUGGAGGACAUUUUUGAGAAUCUUCUUCUAUCAAUCCAACCUAUGGAUGUUCUUGUCCAGAGGUGUGACACGUGCACAUUUCCUGUUCAGUCAAUAACAAAAAAAAAUAUUGCUGGUGAAAUCUUUCCAUGAAGUAAAAAAAAUAGUUUAAACAUUUCUGUAAUCUUGGCAACAGUAUAUGUAAACAGGUUUGCUUCUUUGAGUGA
Carassius carassius (crucian carp) is the source of this 3307-nucleotide messenger RNA. RefSeq lists its product as uncharacterized. The record is from RefSeq and is a predicted model, not a curated record. Lineage: Eukaryota; Metazoa; Chordata; Actinopteri; Cypriniformes; Cyprinidae. The transcript has 9 exons. The coding region runs from base 217 to 2403 and encodes 728 amino acids.